CCACUGGGCUCCCGCACCCCUGCUGGCCCAGCCCUCACGGUGCAGCGGCUUGGCCCUUGAGGGCGGGUGGUGGGCCCCAGCUCUCCCCCACAGAUGGAGGCCGUCGUCCUCAUCCCCUGCGUGCUCGGCCUCCUGUUGCUGCCCCUGCUGGCUGUAGCCUUGUGCGUGCGCUGCAGGGAGCUGCCCGGCUCUUAUGACACUGCGGCCUCUGAUAGCCUGACCCCAAGCAGCAUUGUGCUCAAACGGCCUCCCACGGUCGUGCCCUGGCCAUCAGCCACCUCCUACGCUCCUGUUACCUCCUACCCACCCCUGAGCCAGCCGGACCUGCUCCCUAUCCCGAGGUCUCCACAGCCCCACCGCAUGCUAUCUUCCCGGCCGGACUCAGCUAGUGCCAACAGUGUGGCAAGCUACGAGAACGAGGGUACGUCUGGGGCCCCGGGUGCCCUGCUUGCAGGCAGGCUGGGGCCUGGCCCGGGCCCCACUGAUCGCCGUGUCGCUACCCCAGAGCCCGCCUGUGAGGACGAGGAUGAGGACGAGGAGGAGGACUAUCACAAUGAGGGCUACCUGGAGGUGCUUCCCGACAGCACGCCAGCCACCAGCAGUGCUGUCCCACCGGCUUCUGUGCCCAGCAACCCCGGCCUCCGAGACAGCGCCUUCUCCAUGGAGUCGGGGGAGGAUUAUGUGAAUGUCCUCGAGAGCGAGGAGAGUGCAGACGUGUCUCUGGAUGGGAGCCGGGAGUAUGUGAACGUGUCCCAGGAGCUGCCGCCCAUGGCUAGGACCGAGCCUGCCAUCCUGAGCUCCCAGAAGGUGGAGGAUGAGGACUACGAAGAGGAAGAGGGAGCUCCAGAUUAUGAGAAUCUGUAGGGGCUUAACUGAGGGUCCGCGUGAAGCCAUGCCUGUCCUGGAACCAACCUCUCCUGGGAGCCCUGAGCUGGGCAGCUGGCAGGGCUCUGGGGGGUCCCAGUGGCACCCCGCCCUGACUCCAGCCUGAGAUCAGUCUGAGACUCUCCCCCCUAACUUAUUGUCACUUUGGGGUCCAGCCUGUGUGCCCCCAACACUGCACCUUCUGACGCAGCCUGAGAAUGAACUACCCCGGCCCCAGCCCUAUUCUGCAGUAGAAUAAAGGCUGACGUGGUCUGUAGCGCUCUUGCCUUUGGGGGGCCUGGUGGGUGGGAGUCCGUGUGAGGGGGGGCUGUGCCUGAGCGCCUGUG
This is a messenger RNA of Neomonachus schauinslandi (Hawaiian monk seal), 1211 nucleotides long. It is a transcript of the gene LAT, whose product is annotated as linker for activation of T cells. Gene Ontology annotation, biological process: signal transduction. Gene Ontology annotation, cellular component: membrane. Lineage: Eukaryota; Metazoa; Chordata; Mammalia; Carnivora; Phocidae. The coding region runs from base 94 to 864 and encodes 256 amino acids. The record is from RefSeq and is a predicted model, not a curated record. The transcript is spliced from 11 exons.